AUUUGCAAAUGCGUGACAAGCUUCUUCUUGCUUGUGUAGAGCAAGGAACGUCUCACUUCUGGCCAGUGAAAUGGACCUAGAGCAAGAAGUAAAAGACAUUCUGUUCAAACAGAAACCACCCUUAGAUGUCCACGAGUUCCAGAAUGGCGACCCAAUUGAAGCGAAACGCGUCAGCUUACUGGCAAUUUCCAACCUGUAUGGCUUGACGGUGGUGGGCGGUGAGAAGGAGUUUCGUGUCUUUAUGACGGGCAAGUUGCUUGCACCUACAAAAGGAUAUGACGGUGUUCCUGUUGCGUUGCCGUCAGCUGGACUGUGCCACCUCGGGUUUUCAUGUGAUGAGUUGACGUUAUCUGCCUGUUGCUUUAAUGGUGACACGCUGAGCAUGUACUUCUAUGACGUCCGUGCAAUCAGCAAGACCAAGCCCAAUAUAUUAUUUUGUCAGGUGGAAGUGCCGAGUGAGCUUGUUGAUCUAAAAUGGCACCCAGCAGAAGCCACCAAGUUUGCGGCUGUUUUCGGCGACGGAGGGAUCGGUCUGUAUGAGAUUUAUGUACGCGAUGGCGGAAGGAGGUCACUGCAGCAGAUUCGCAGUGUGCCACCGGAUUCCGGAAUAAGUUGCCUUUGCUGGAGCCCCAAGGGCAAGCAGUUUGUUGUGGGCAAGCGGAACAGCACGGUGGAGCAGUAUGAUAUGACAUGUCAGCUGAAGAAACAGCACGGCCGGCCCUCGAGCGAUGUGUCGUCGCCAGUGCGUGACAUAUUGUGGUACUCAACAUACGAGUUCUUUGCCGUAUUCGACCAGGUGGAGAAUAAUGAGAUACGGCCGCGGGUUUACGGCCUGCUGGGCAAGAAAGGUGGUGAUAUGUCCUGGAUUAAUUUUGACGACAUCUACUUUGGAAUGGGAAGCGCACAUACGCACUACACGUUUGUUGCCAUCAGCGAGUGGGAUAUGAUCUUGUCAGUGUCGUCGCGCUCUCUGGAGGUGGUUGCUAUUGGCAAGAGUGCUAAUGGCAAGUGGCAGCACUGGACAUUUGAAGAUACCGGUCGUGCUGAACUGCCACUUGCUGGUGACGAUGAGCAGUACCCAACAGGUCUGGUGGUGGACAGGACAUCGACAGAAGGGUUGCAAAUGGACGAGAAAUCCCUACCUCCUGCGCCGAUUGUGAUGAUGUACUCCUCUCUUGGCAAGCUGUGUCCGUAUUCGCUGAUCAACAAACGUCCAGGCAUGCCUAGCAUCAACCAGAGUAGUCAGAAGCGACCACCAAUGCCUGCCAACUUGCAACAGGCCCAGGCUGCCCCAACCACACCGACAGCAGCACCCAGCUCAGCCCAGAAUCAGUCUCCUGCAACGAUCCUGUCCUCGACUGGAGUAUCCAAGCCUCUGGGUCAGCCACCAGCAUGGACAGCAGCAGCAGCGGUGCCGGCCAAUGUACCAGCUCCACCAUUUUCUAUUUUGGGACAAACUCCCUCUAGUACUUUGGCUGGUGGUAUGUUCUCCAGUGCAGCCAAGCCCGUCAGUCAGCCACCACCAUCACAAUCACCGGCAAUAAAAAUGAAAUUCGGAGGAGUCCCAUCAGCCGGAUCUUCAGCUUUGCAGCCAGCGGCAUCUGUUCAGCGUCCAACAGCACCACCCGCGGAAACAGAGGUUCGGUCACCUGACACCUUGCAACAGGCCAAGCCUCUGGACCAGCCACCACCAUGGACAGCAGCAGCAGCAGCGCCUGCCAAUGCACCAGCUCCACCAUUUUCUAUUUUGGGACAAACUCCCUCUAGUACUUUGGCUGGUGGUAUGUUCUCCAGUGCAGCCAAGCCCGUCAGUCAGCCACCACCAUCACAAUCACCGGCAAUAAAAAUGAAAUUCGGAGGAGCCCCAUCAGCCGGAUCUUCAGCUUUGCAGCCAGCGGCAUCUGUUCAGCGUCCAACAGCACCACCCGGGGAAGCAGAGGCUCAGUCACAGGCCAGGCCUCUGGACCAGCCACCACCAUGGACAGCAGCAGCAGCAGCAGCAGCAGCGCCUGCCAAUGCACCACCUCCAUCAUUUUCUUUGUUGGGUCAAACUCCCUCUAGUACUUUGGCUGGUGGUAUGCUCUCCAGUGCAGCCAAGCCCGUCAGUCAGCCACCACCAUCACAAUCACCGGCAAUAAAAAUGAAAUCCGGAGGAGCACCAUCAGCCGGAUCUUCAGCAUUGCAGCCAGCGGCAUCUGUUCAGCGUCCGACAGCACCACCCGGGGAAGCAGAGCCUCAGUCAUCUGACAACUUGCAACAGGCCAAGCCUCUAGACCAGCCACCAGCAUGGACAGCAGCAGCACCUGCCAAUGCACCAGCUCCAUCGUUUUCUUUGCUGGGACAAACUCCCUCUAGUACUUUGGCUGGUGGUAUGUUCUCCAAUGCAGCCAAGCCCGUCAGUCAGCCACCACCAUCACAAUCACCGGCAAUAAAAAUGAAAUUCGGGGAAGCACCAUCAGCCGUAUCUCCAGCUUUGCAGCCAGCGGUAAGCAGUGGAACAGGUUUAUCGGCACUGUCCUCUGCUCAAACAGCCCGCACUCCACUCUCUGCUGCUGCUGCUGCUGCUGCUGCAACGACAUCGUCGGCAGCAGCAAGUACUGCAGCGGCAUCUGUUCAGCGUCCAACAGCACCACCCAGGGAAGCAGAGCCUCGGUCACCGUUGAAAAGCAGUGUUACUGACAUGCUAGCUCUUUUAGAGAAGCAGAUUGCCUCCACCAUCUCCAAGCCAACGGUGUUGAUCGGCAAUCAGAAAGACCUAGAAAUCCUACGGGCUCGCAUCAAUGAGUUAACUGACACUGUAUCAACCGUUGAUACGGACAGGAGUCAACUGUCCCAACAAGUGUCAAGCUUGCGAGAGGGCAUACUGGAGUCACAUGCACGUCUACAGGAGGCUGAAGUCCUCCAUUGCCGCUUCCGCGAUCCACAGCAGGUCAAGUUGCUACGCAACCGGCCGCUUGACUCAUCGUUAGAGGAAAAGAAUGCUGAACGACUGAAGACGUCUCGGGAGAUAAAGCGUUCCAUCAUUGAGUUGAACAAUAUUCUUGACUCAGGAUGGCAGCGUCAGCACGAAGCUCCUAAGAUGCGGCAGCCAGCAUUAGGCGAUGUCUACAAGGCCCUAAAGGUACACCGCCACACCAUUGUGAAGCUUUCACAGGACCUAGAUAGCAUCAGAUCCAAGACAACAGGCAUGAAGCUGUCCACCGUGCCCAUGUACACAUCAACUCCGGCGCCAAAGACAUUGCAGAGCAUUGGCACGCAGCAUGGCCAUGCUGCCCACUUGACUGGGGCUAGUCGCAGCAAUCAGAGCAGUGGAACUUCUCGGUCGUCAUUCGCUUUGAAUGAAUCGCGUGUAAAGCAAGUGUAUGCCCUACUGUCUCAACGAGCUGCCAACCAAGCACCGUCUUUUCAUCAAGAAAAGGUCUAUACUCCCAAGCCACGUACGGACCUCGCUGCUGCGGGUCGAAGUAAUGUCGGAGUGCUGGCUACAUCUUCUGGCAAACCUGCUAGUUCUGGUAGUGCUGGUCCUGGUGUGGCUGGCCUGCGUUCGAAGGCACUGUUCUCUGCUGUUGCACCGAACUCAACAACACCAUCAACAAAACCUGCUCCAACUGGUUUGUUCUCUACUGUUACAACAAACACAACAACAGCAUCAACGAAACCUGCUCCCACUGGUUUGUUCUCUACUGUUACAACGAACACAACAACAGCAUCAACAAAACCUGCUCCCACUGGUUUGUUCUCUGGUGUUACAGCGAAUACAACAGUAACAACAUCCACAGUGCCUUCUCAAAGUGGUUUGUUCUCUGCCCUGACAACUAGAACAGCAACAGCGGCAGCAACCACAACUGCAUCAGCAAAACCUGCUCAAGGUGGCUUAUUCUCUACCUCAACUACUGUUUCCAGUACUCCUGGUGGUGAUGCUACUGGUGUGAAAUCACUUGCUACUCCAGCUACAAAACAACAGCAGUCACGCCAGACAAGCCCGCCUAAUGCAGUAUUGAAUGCCGGUGCUACUGGGCCUUCUGCUGCUUCUGUUAGUUCUCUAAUGUCUGCUUCGCCUGUUUCUCCCGCUGCUGCAACUGCUGCUUCCACUGUUGCCUCCAUUGUUGCCUCCGCACCAGCACUUGGAUCAGCUCAAAUCCCUGCCAGCGGUCUUUUCUCCAGUCGAAAUAAUGUUGGAGUGCCGGCUCCAUCUUCUGGCAAACCUCCUAGUUCUGGUAGUGCUAGUCCUGCUGGGGGUCUCGUGGGAUCCAGCAGCAUGCUAUCUGCGCUGGGUGCAUCACUCUCCAGUUCAUCUUUAUCUUCUCAAGCUGGCAGCGGGGUGUCUUCUGCAGCCACCUCAGCUACACCAACAUUGUCUUCUAAACCCGGUGGCCUGUUCUCUGCCCCGACAGCAACAGCAGCAGCUUCAGCAACAGCGGCAGCAACCACAACUGCAUCAGCGAAACCUGCUCAAGGUGGCUUAUUCUCUGCCCUGACAGCUACAACAGCUGCAGCAAGCACAACUGCAUCAGCAAAACCUGCUCAAGGUGGCUUAUUCUCUGCCCUGACAACUACAACAGCAACCACAACUGCAUCAGCUAAACCUGCUCAAGGUGGCUUAUUCUCUGCCCUGGCAACUACAACAGCAACAGUGGCAGCAACCACAACUGCAUCAGCAAAACCUGCUCAAGCUGGCUUAUUCUCUUCCUCAACUACUGUUUCCAGUACUCCUGGUGGUGAUGCUACUGGUGUGAAAUCACUUGCUACUCCAGCUGCAAAAGAACAGCAGUCACGCCAGACAAGCCCACUUAGUACAGCAUUGAAUGCUGGUGCCACUGAGCCUUCUGCUGCUUCUGUUAGUUCUCCAACUUCUGCUUCGCCUGUUUCUCCCUCUGCUGCAACUGCUGCUUCUACUGUUGCCUCCGUACCGGCACUUGGAUCAGCUCAAACCCCUGCCAGCGGUCUUUUCUCCAGUAAUGCGACGACUGGCAGCACUCUCCCGUCCUCUGGUAUACUGUUCAAUGCCGGCAAACCAGCUGGUCCUGGUAGUGCUAGUCCUGCUGGGGGUCUCUUUGCAAAUGCAUCUGCUGCAGGAUCCAGCAGCAUGCUAUCUGCGCCGGGUGCGUCACUCUCCAGUUCAUCUUUGUUUUCUCAAGCUGGCAGCGGGGUGUCUUCUGCAGCCACCUCAACUACACCAACAUUGUCUUCUAAACCCGGUGGCCUGUUCUCUGCCCCGACAGCGUCAGCAGCUUCAGCUACACCUCAGAGUGGCGGGUUUUCUUUUUCAGCAGCAGCAAACACACCUCAGAGUGGCUUGUCCGCUGCUCCUGCUACGGCAACAUUAUCAACCAACCCCCCUAGCGGUUUAUUCGCUGCUCUUUCAACAGUAACUACGACAGCAGCCACAACACUAACAGCUUCAUCAAAACCUUCUCAGGGUGGUUUGUUCUCUGCCCUGACAACUACAACAGCAACAGCGGCAGCAACCACAACUGCAUCAGCAAAACCUGCUCAAGGUGGUUUAUUUUCUACCUCUACUUCUGGUGGUAAUGCUACUGGUGUGAAAUCACUUGCUACUCCAGCUACGAAACAACAGCAGUCAUCCCAGACAAGCCCGCCUAAUACAGCACUGAAUGCUGGUGCCACCGGGCCUUCUGCUGCUUCUGUUAGUUCUCUAAUGUCUGCUUCGCCUGUUUCUCCCGCUGCUGCAACUGCUGCUUCUACUGUUGCCUCCACACCAGCAUUUGGAUCAGCUCAAAUCCCUGCUGGCGGUCUUUUCUCCAGUAGUGUGACUGGCAGCACUCUCCCAUCCUCUGGUAAACUGUUCAACGCUUCGCUCUUCAGUUCUUCUGCUUCCCAAGCAGGCAUUGGUGGGCAAGCUAAACCUCCCGGUGGCCUGUUCUCGACUCCCACAGCGACUGCUAGUGGUGGUGUUGGUGCGGCGGCGGCCACUGCUUUUGCUCUUCCGACUGCUGCUGCGAGUGCUUCGCCAGUGUUCGGGGGUUCAUCAGCCCCGUUCGGUGGGGCUGCGUCAUUUGGUAGCAGCACUCCAGCUUUUAGUAAGGGUCUGUCACUGGCUGGUGGGGCUGGUAGCACAGGUGCAUUUGGUGGCGGAGCAGUGUUUGGUGGGCAGGGAGCUCAAACACUCCAGGCCUCACCUCCUCAACCCGGCUGGACGUUUGGCGGCGGGUCAUCAGCCCCUGCUCCGGGUGGUUUUGGUGCCGUGGCUGCCAGUGGUGGUGGGUCUGGUUUUGCUGCUGCUGCUGCCGCCAGUGGAGGAUCCGGCGGCUUUGGUGGUCUCGCUAAUGCUGGACAACAGCAGCAGCAGACCCCUGGUGGAAUGUCAAUGAACAUGAAUGCGAUUGGUGGAUUUGGUGGACACAGAGGUUAACUGUUUUAUCGGUGUUAGUUUUCUACUCUUUUGAGUGGGCAUUUGCUCGUUAUUUGACUCUUUUUGUAAAACGCACUGUGUGUGUGUGUGUGGGUGGGUGGGUGUGUCCCGGUCUUUUUUUUGUCUUUUACUGAAUGUUACAGAGGUUAACUGUUUUAUCGGUGUUAGUUUUCUACUCUUUUGAGUGGGCAUUUGCUCGUUAUUUGACUCUUUUUGUAGAACGCACCGUGUGUGUGGGUGUGUGUGUGGGUGGGUGGGUGUGUGUGUGGGUGGGUGUGUCCCCGGUCUUUUUUUUGUCUUUUACUGAAUGUUACGUGCUAGCGUAGUUUCCUUUGCUUUUUUGGAUCUACAUUCUAUUUUUUAGCGUCAAUGAGAGGAAGAAUGCCAUACCUCCCUUAGCUCUUCCAAUUGUUUCUAUUAUUACCAGCAAUGCUGUACUGUGUAUCACCACCCUGUGCAGCUGUAACUACACUGCAGAUGCACUUGCCUGAAA
Sycon ciliatum is the source of this 6866-nucleotide messenger RNA. RefSeq names its product pneumococcal serine-rich repeat protein-like. The record is from RefSeq and is a predicted model, not a curated record. NCBI's taxonomy places the organism in Eukaryota, Metazoa, Porifera, Calcarea, Leucosolenida, Sycettidae. The coding region runs from base 71 to 6373 and encodes 2100 amino acids. The transcript has a single exon. Gene Ontology annotation, molecular function: protein binding.